Messenger RNA from Thermochaetoides thermophila DSM 1495, 444 nucleotides. RefSeq lists its product as uncharacterized. Gene Ontology annotation, cellular component: mitochondrion. The record is from RefSeq and is a predicted model, not a curated record. The coding region runs from base 1 to 444 and encodes 147 amino acids. NCBI's taxonomy places the organism in Eukaryota, Fungi, Ascomycota, Sordariomycetes, Sordariales, Chaetomiaceae. The transcript is spliced from 3 exons.
AUGACCACCAUCACGACCACGGACACAACGUCGAGGAGCCGCUUGGCUGCCUUCUACAUUGCUGUCGGCGGCAUCGCGUCCUCGUUCGUGAUCUAUAACAUCUCGCGGCCCGGCCCGAAUGGCGAGCCGUCGUCUCUCCACAAGUGGUUCAGCAAAAUUUCCGACUACAAGGAUGAAUGGGAGACUAGGAAUACCCUGAUGGCGGCGGCGCUGGAGCAGGCCGCCCACGAUAAGCACCUCCUUCUGACUGCUGAACGGUCGAGGCACAUUGAGCUUAAGUACCCCGAGGUGUUCUCCCACGGCUCGCCCUUCAACGUUCCAGCCGGAUUCUAUCCCAACCUUGACCAUGUCAUUGAGCACUACAGGAAGCAACAUCUCGAGGAAGAAGAGCGCAAGGCGAAGAAGCUUGCGGCGGCUGCCGCUGCUGCUUCCGAAGCCCGCUAA